Molecule: messenger RNA, 795 nt
Organism: Drosophila innubila
Lineage: Eukaryota; Metazoa; Arthropoda; Insecta; Diptera; Drosophilidae
Gene: l(2)efl
Product: protein lethal(2)essential for life
Exons: 3
Coding region: 82-651 (189 amino acids)
Biological process (GO): response to heat; protein refolding
Molecular function (GO): protein folding chaperone
Source: RefSeq, a predicted model, not a curated record
AGAAAGACGCGAAUUGUCAAGGAUUUUUAAUUGUGUGAUUAAUAAACAAAGCUUUGUUUCUCUCGUUUUUCCGUAACGUAGAUGUCCGUAGUGCCUCUAAUGUUCCGUGACUGGUGGGAUGAGCUUGAAUUUCCAAUGCGCACCUCGCGCCUCUUGGAUCAACACUUUGGCCAGGGCCUGAAGCGUGACGAUCUCAUGUCAUCCGUGUGGAACUCACGCCCCACAGUUCUCCGGUCUGGUUACCUGCGUCCCUGGCAGCGAUCGGCCAACAGUCUGCAGAAGCAGGAAUCCGGAUCCACGCUAAACAUUGACAGUGAGAAGUUCGAGGUUAUCCUGGAUGUGCAACAGUUCUCGCCCAAUGAGAUAUCUGUCAAAGUAGCCGACAGAUUUGUCAUCGUCGAGGGCAAACACGAGGAGAAACAGGAUGAGCACGGUUUCAUUUCCCGUCAGUUCUCCAGACGCUAUCAACUGCCCAGUGAUGUCAAUCCAGAUUCCGUUACCUCAUCGCUGUCCUCGGAUGGCCUGUUGACCAUUACGGCGCCCAUGAAGAAACUGCCCCCGCCCCAAACCGAGCGUCUAGUGCAAAUCACACAGACUGGCCCCUCCUCCAAGGAGGAUAAUGCCAAGAAAGUGGAAACCACAACGCCCUAAAUGCCACAGAAUCUUUGCCCAAGAAACUGAAUUUUUUAUACCCAUAUGAGAAUUAGUUAUUAGUAUAAAUGUCUUAUAAUAUUGGCCUUUUUUAAUUUUAAUUUAAAUUAAACAAAGGAAGCAAAUAUACCCUUUAAUUGUUAA